Chenopodium quinoa (quinoa) is the source of this 1032-nucleotide messenger RNA. RefSeq names its product L-type lectin-domain containing receptor kinase IX.1-like. Gene Ontology annotation, biological process: protein phosphorylation. Gene Ontology annotation, molecular function: ATP binding; protein kinase activity. Bases 1 to 1032 code for a protein of 343 amino acids. NCBI's taxonomy places the organism in Eukaryota, Viridiplantae, Streptophyta, Magnoliopsida, Caryophyllales, Amaranthaceae. The record is from RefSeq and is a predicted model, not a curated record. The transcript has 4 exons. Gene Ontology annotation, cellular component: plasma membrane.
AUGAUUGAAGUUUUCUUUUUGGGUAAGAGUGGAAGGCACAGGUUUCAUGUAUUGAUCAAGAGAGGAUACCCAAUGAACACACAGGAUCAAAGCAAGGAAAUUGCUGUUAAGAAGAUAUCAAAGGGAUCAAAGCAAGGGAUAAAAGAGUACAUGUCAGAAGUGAAGAUUAUUAGCCGUUUGAGGCAUAAAAAUUUGGUUCAACUUCUUGGUUGGUGCCAUGAACGAGCAGAGUUGCUUCUUGUUUAUGAAUUUAUACCUAAUGGAAGUCUUGACACCCAUCUUUAUGCAGGCAAGAGAAAGGUUGUUUUACCCUGGGCAACGAGGUACAAAGUUGUACAAGAUUUGGCAUCUGCCUUGCUAUAUCUACACCAAGAUUGGGAACAAUGUGUAUUGCAUAGAGAUAUCAAUCCAAGCAAUGUCAUGCUUGAUUCCGACUUCAAUUCCAAGCUUGGAGAUUUCGGGCUGGCAAGACUGGUAGAUCACAAUCUUGGUGCACAGACAACUGUAUUAGCUGCUGGUACUUUAGGAUACCUUGCUCCCGAGUGUGUUAUCACAGGACAGGCUAGCAAGGAGUCUGAUGUCUAUAGUUUUGGGGUGGUGGCCCUUGAAAUUGCUUGUGGAAGGCGGCCUGUUGAAGAUAAUGCGAGUACGUUAGAAUGGGUUUGGAAUCUCUAUGGAGAAGGCCGUCUUCUUGAAGCAGUUGACAAAAGUCUCGAAGAAGAUUUCAACAUUCAGCAAGUCGAAAGCUUAAUGGUGAUUGGCUUGUGGUGUUGCCAUCCAGACCAUACUUAUCGUCCUUCUAUAAGACAUGCUUUAAGUGUUCUAAAUACGGAAUCACUUUUGCAUAGCUUGCCUUCAAAGUUUCCGGUUCCAAUCUAUUGUUCUCCCCAAAUGAACGUGGAUACUUUCUAUAUCACAUCUUCUUCUAGAUUUACAGGCAGUAGUGGAGCUACAUGCUCUUCCUCUGGGCCAGUUAUUUGUGAUGGCUCUUUCCCCUUGUUAUCUGAAAAUGCAGUGCUGAAGUCUGAUUAG